AUGAACUCUUCUGCUGAACUAGAUUCAUUUAAUUCCUCUGCUCUGGAGGAAGUCAUUCCGAAUGAGCCACCACCACCUUCGCAUGCCAGCCCAGUGGUCGCAUUCAUCAUCGGACUUGCCAUCAUUCUCCUAGCGUCCAUACUCAACGCUGCUGGCCUCAAUUUGACGAAACUGGAUCAUGUCCGCACCAGCGCAAUGCCUAAAGCUCAGCGGAGAAGGGACUGGUUACGGCCACUUUGGUUACUGGGCAUGCUGCUGUACAUUCUGUCACAGCUCAUAGGCAGUACUCUUGCGCUCGAGUACAUGCGGGCAGAAUACGUCGCUCCCCUUGGAUCUACGUCGCUCAUCUUCAAUUUCCUAUUCGCCAAGUUCCUCGUGGACACACCAGUGACGACCUAUGACAUCUACGGUACUAUCAUUGUCAUAUUCGGCGUAGUUGGGAUCGUAGCCUUUGGCUCUAUCAACAGUGGCUUAGGCACAGAGACAAACGCACAACAUCUCACAUUUCUGUGGACCCGUGGAAACUGGCUGGCAUUCUUCUUCUUCAUGGCCUUCGCGCUCAUCCUGCUCUUCUUCUUCGUCUCACAAUUGGAGCAGGUUUUGAACGCUAGAGGAGACCUGACGGCAGCGCCAUUUUCCGGCAUGGGCGCGCGGCGGGAAACUCUGCCCUCUGUCGGCAUCAUGGGAACAGUCGUUGCUACGUUGGAUGCUGUGAUGAUAUGGCUGAAGGAGAAGCUUGAGUUAUGGACCGCCUCACAAGAUGACAAGAGGUUGGCGUGGACGCUGGGUAUUGGAUGGGCGUGCUGCGGUGGCGGCUUGGCCGGUGGCUGUUUGGUAUUUGCUAAGGCUGCGGUCAAGCUGAUAACAAGCACUGUGUCUCACGAGAAUACUGGCAACCAGUUCGGACAAGCAUCAAGCAUAUUUACCUUUAUUCUUCUUGCCGUGACAGCUGUGUCGCAAAUUGUCUGUCUUAACCGUGGUCUCAAAGUAUAUGAUUCAACGUUGGUUGUGCCGGUUUUCUAUGGCGUCUACACAGGCACUGGCUUCCUCGACUCAUUGAUAUUCAACAACGAGGUGGACGCGUACCAGUCAUGGACUCUCUUCCUUAUCUUCGUGUCUAUGAUCACCCUUGUCUCAGGUGUCGUGCUACUCACAUACAAGAAGCCUGAGAAGAAGCCGUUACACUCAGAAAAUCCGAGUACCAUGGCGUUGCCACGGAUAGGAACGGGCAGGAAGGGCAAUGGUGAAGGAGAUGACGAACAGGAGGCUCUUCAUGACAUCGAGGAAGGAGAUGGGGAAGCCGACAUGAUGUGGCAGAUCGGCGAUGCCGAGGAAGCCGAGGACGAGGAAGAUGGCCCGCGCUCACGAAGCCCGUUGCCGGUACGGCGCAGGGUCAGUAGUACCAAGCCAAAGGUCGGGGGCGAUGGCGAGGAGGAGCACAUGCUACCAGAUAGAGAGGAGGGCGAGGAGGGGCAUCGUGAAUCAACAUCCUCCGACGCCACCCUCGCGCGGCCGGACAGCGCGCCCGCAUACACUGACGAAUUCGGCACUUGGGAGCACGGCAAAGCGCAAUCAUGA
This is a messenger RNA of Laetiporus sulphureus 93-53, 1578 nucleotides long. RefSeq lists its product as uncharacterized. Gene Ontology annotation, molecular function: magnesium ion transmembrane transporter activity. Gene Ontology annotation, cellular component: membrane. The transcript has 8 exons. The record is from RefSeq and is a predicted model, not a curated record. Bases 1 to 1578 code for a protein of 525 amino acids. NCBI's taxonomy places the organism in Eukaryota, Fungi, Basidiomycota, Agaricomycetes, Polyporales, Laetiporaceae. Gene Ontology annotation, biological process: magnesium ion transport.